Molecule: messenger RNA, 1113 nt
Organism: Camelina sativa (false flax)
Lineage: Eukaryota; Viridiplantae; Streptophyta; Magnoliopsida; Brassicales; Brassicaceae
Source: RefSeq, a predicted model, not a curated record
AUGUCGAGAGAACGUUGCUUGAGGAAGGAAUCGGUGCUGCAGCUGCCACACGAAGUAGUAGAGCAAAUCCUAGAGAAACUUGCGGUAAAAUCUCUGCUGAGAUUCAAGGCUGUAUCGAAGCAAUGGAGAUCAACAAUUGAGUCCCAAUUCUUCCAAGGAAGACACUUGACGCAUCGUCAGCGAUCAGGAGAUCCAGAUGUUCUCAUGGUGUCCGAACGACCCUACACGGGCACUGACACCCUAAGAACCAUGGUGUUGGGUUCCUCAUCUGUCAAGAUCCCUACUCCUUGGGAGGAGACGUCGGACAAGACACUCUCCUAUUGUGUUUCCCAUAAUAGCUGUGACGGUCUCCUUUGUCUCUUUUAUCCCAACAAAUCUUUUGUGUUCAACCCAGCCACUAGAUGGUAUCGGGCUCUUCCUCGCUGUAAGUCUCACCAACCCUUGUAUCCAAUUCUCUCUACGUUUGGAUUCGGUAAAGACAUAUUCACGAGCACAUACAAGCCCGUUUGGCUAUUCAACUCUUUUGAGUUAGGCCUAAAAAACGCUACCACAUGCGAAGUUUUUGACUUUACCACUAACGCUUGGAGGUAUGUCACUCCAGCUGCUCCUUAUCGCGUUCUUGCUCUCGUUAAUCCCGUGUUUGUUGAUGGGUCGCUUUAUUGGUUAACCGACUGCAAAGAAACCAAAGUUGUAUCUUUCGAUCUUCAUACCGAAGCUUUUCAAGUCAUCUCUAAAGCUCAUUUUCUCAAUUCCUCCGAUCCUUACAAGGUGUUCAUGUGCAACCUCGACAACCGCUUGUGUGUAUCCGAGAUGAAGUGGCCCAAACCAGUGAUAUCGAUAUGGUCGUUCAGUUCAAGCAACAAGACAUGGGACAAAACGUAUUCCAUAAACCUGGAUGUAUUUGUUGUUUGGUUCCCAAAUUACCCAGUAAGUUACGUUGUCAUGCCACUAGCAUUUCUGAAGAAGAAGAAGAAGUUGUUUUAUGAUCCUGUGGUAGAUCAAGAACUAUUUCUUACACGUGUUUCCGAAACCAAACGAGAUGAAGUUGCUUUCUCGGGUGAAUCCACUGGAGUUCCUGUUUGUUAUUUUCCUAGUUUAAUCUCUAUUUUAUAG